Drosophila rhopaloa is the source of this 677-nucleotide messenger RNA. RefSeq names its product cytochrome c oxidase subunit 6B1 (gene COX6B). The record is from RefSeq and is a predicted model, not a curated record. The coding region runs from base 139 to 372 and encodes 77 amino acids. Gene Ontology annotation, cellular component: mitochondrion; respiratory chain complex IV. The transcript is spliced from 2 exons. Lineage: Eukaryota; Metazoa; Arthropoda; Insecta; Diptera; Drosophilidae.
UCACUCUGACAGCCAACGAUAGCUCCGUUCGACCAUCGCCAUUCCUAUCGCACAGGGGCUCGUGAGAUUCUCGGCAGUUGAAAAUUUUUCGUCGUACUCUCGGAACAACAAAGCGACAAAUCGUCAGACAGCAGCAACAUGUCCGCCUACAAGCUGGAGACCGCCCCGUUCGAUCCACGGUUCCCUAACCAGAACGUGACCCGCUACUGCUACCAGUCGUAUAUCGACUUCCACCGCUGCCAGAAGAAGCGCGGCGAGGACUUCGCGCCCUGCAACUAUUUCCAGAAGGUCUACAAGUCGAUGUGUCCCAACGCCUGGGUGGAGAAGUGGGACGACCAGCGCGAGAGCGGCACAUUCCCGGGCCGCAUCUAAAUCCGGCCACCGCAUCCCGACCCCAAACACAGGACACGAACGAUGGGCGGACGUAAAGGAGCGUGGCAACCAGAAUUCGGCAAUUGCAACCAUUUCGACAGCGACUAGUUCAUGUUUGUGCUUUCCCGAGCGAUGAAUGCAGACCAUCAUCGACAAAUACAAAUACACAAAUGUUCAAUUAUCUGAAUUCUGAAUCGACUGUUUGUUUCUUCUUAAUCUUGCUGCUGGCCGAAAAGGAAUUCGAAACAGAUCCGCGCAACUGUAUUCCGAUGUGUUAUUAAUUAAUAAAAUAUUAGUCACGAAGA